AUGGAGAUUGCAGGUGCAAUUGUUCGUUCGGAGAGAAGAAGUCAAGUAGGAGGCAGUGGACUAGCGUCUAACACUGAUCUGUCCCACCUCCGAUCCUUCACGGUAUUUGGUGAGGAUGUACCACCACCGAAGGAUUAUAGAAAGCAGAGGCUGUUGAGGGCAAUUGACCUGGAAGGAUGUAGGGAAACUGAUCAUUUCCACCGCAAGAGCUUUUCCAAGUUGUUUCUUUUGAUGUACUUGUCUCUAAGAAAUACUGAAUUAUUUGAAUUGCCAGAUUCAAUAGGAGAUUUGCAGAAUCUAGAGUUUUUCGAUAUAAGAGAAACUAAUAUUAGAAAACUACCCAAUUCCAUCGUCAAACUCCGAAAACUGGUCUAUCUGCUUGGUGGUUCCCUCACAGGAUUUAAGUUCCCGAAAGGAAUAAGAAAGUUGAAAAGACUUGCCACGUUUGGAACGGCACGUACUCGUAAUGUGCAUUCGCUACAGGAGAUUGGUGAGCUUGUCCACGUCCAGAAGCUUGCCAUCAGUUUUUGUUGCUCUGAUCUAUCACUCAGAAUGCUGGAGGAGAUCAGCGCCCUGCUCUCGAAGGUCAAUGACAGCCUUCGAUCUCUAAAGAUUUUGCAUUGGGCAGACCGCAGUCUGAAAAAGGCACUAGAUGAGGUAGCUUCGCCGCCAUUGCUGCUCUGCAAGCUCAUGAUACGAUGCAGACUUUACGAGUUGCCUCCUUGGUUUGCAUCUCUGAAGCAUGGCAUCAAGAUAUCUCUGUUCUUCACACGACUGCAGCUCGAGGAUCUACAAGUCAUGAGAAAUCUCCCCGCUUUGGUCUACUUGAAAUUAGGAUAUGAGUCAUUCGUCAAUAAUGAUGAGGAUUUGGUCUUCGAUCGUGGAGGGUUCGCACAACUUAAAUUCCUGGAAAUUAUAGAGCGAAAUGUAAUGCUGGUUUUCUACUUGGUUCAUCGUCAAAAGUACAAUUUUGAUGGUUUGAAAUACAGAGAUUACACUUUUGUUGAUUUAGAUGUACACAAACAAAACUAA
Messenger RNA from Zingiber officinale, 1032 nucleotides. RefSeq names its product disease resistance protein Pik-2-like. Bases 1 to 1032 code for a protein of 343 amino acids. The record is from RefSeq and is a predicted model, not a curated record. The transcript is spliced from 3 exons. Lineage: Eukaryota; Viridiplantae; Streptophyta; Magnoliopsida; Zingiberales; Zingiberaceae.